Messenger RNA from Passer domesticus (house sparrow), 3775 nucleotides. It is a transcript of the gene GPR75, whose product is annotated as G protein-coupled receptor 75. The transcript has a single exon. Bases 276 to 1766 code for a protein of 496 amino acids. Gene Ontology annotation, cellular component: membrane. Gene Ontology annotation, molecular function: C-C chemokine receptor activity. Lineage: Eukaryota; Metazoa; Chordata; Aves; Passeriformes; Passeridae. The record is from RefSeq and is a predicted model, not a curated record. Gene Ontology annotation, biological process: G protein-coupled receptor signaling pathway.
UCCGGCGGGCCCGCCUGUGCCCGGCGGUGCGGGGAGGCUGCGGCGCUGCCCCCGCUCCCGCCCCGGCUCGGCCCCGCCGCGGCGGCGAGAGCGGAGCGGGGAGGGGCCGGGCCGGGCGCCAUGGCGGGGCGGGCAGCGCUGAGGCGGCGCUGAGGGGGCCGGGCGGGAGCCCUGAGGGGGCGGUGAGGAGGCAAGGUGGGAGCCCCGCGGCGGCGAUGAGCGGGCUGUGGCGGGGCCGGGAGGCGAUGAGCGGGCUGUGAAGGGGCCCGGCGGCGAUGAACGGGUCGGGGCGGCUGCCGGCCGGGCCCGCGGAGCAGCUGGGCGCGAACGGCAGCGGCCCCGCGGAGCUGCGGGAGGGCACCCACGCCGCCACGCUGGCCGCCUGCGCCUCCCUGCUGGCCCUCGUCUUCUGCCUCGGCUCCUACGGCAACCUCAUCGUGCUGCUCUCCUUCUUCGACCCGGCCCUCCGGAAAUUCCGCACCGACUUCGACUUCAUGAUCCUCAACCUCUCCUUCUGCGACCUCUUCAUCUGCGGCGUGGCCGCCCCCAUGUUCGCCUUCGUGCUGUUCUUCGGCCCGGCCCGCGGCGUGCCCGGCACCUUCUGCUUCACCUUCCACCUCACCAGCUCCGGCUUCAUCAUCAUGUCGCUGAAGACGGUGGCGGUGAUCGCGCUGCACCGGCUGCGCAUGGUGCUGGGCAAGCACCCGCACCGCGCCGCCUCCGCGCCCUGCUCGCUGCUGCUCACGCUGCUGCUCUGGGCCGCCAGCUUCACCCUGGCCACGCUGGCCACGCUGCGCACCCGCGGCUCCCGCCUCUGCCUGCCCAUGGCCAGCCUGCCCAGCGGGCAGGGCAGGCUCAUCCUCUACCUCUACCUCACCGACUUCAUCUGCUGCGUGGCCGUCGUGUCCGUGUCCUACGCCAUGAUCGCCCGGGCGCUGCGCAGGAACGCGCGGGCGAGGAGCGGCCCUGCGGCCGCGGGCACGCCCGGGGCCCAGCCCUUCGCGGGGCCCGGCGCCGUGCCCGCUCUGUACAGGACCCAGAGCUGCAGCAAGCCGCCCCACGGCCACGCCAAGCUCGUCGGCCGGCUCCCGCUGGCCUCGGCCGUCAACCUGGCCACGGCCAAGGACUCCAAGGCGGUGGUGACGUGCGUGGUCAUCGUGCUCUCCGUCCUGGUGUGCUGCCUGCCGCUGGCCAUCUCCUUGGUGCAGGACAUGCUGUCCGGCAGCGGUGGCUUUGUGCUCUACCAGUUCGAGCUGUGCGGGUUUACGCUCAUUUUUUUCAAGUCGGGAUUAAAUCCCUUCAUAUAUUCCCGCAACAGCGCGGGGCUGCGGAGGCGCAUGCUCUGGUGCCUGCAGUACGCGGCCCUGGUCUUUUUCUGCUGCAAGCACAAGACGAGGCUUCGAGCCAUGGGCAAAGGCAGCCUGGAGGUCAACAGGAACAAGUCGUCCCACCACGAGACCAACUCGGCCUACAUGUUGUCUCCGAAGGCUCAGAAGAAGGGCUUGGAGCAGGCGUGCGGUGCCAGCCACUCCAAGGACAGCGUGCUGAGCCCCAAGGCGUCGGCGGGACAGCAGCAGCAGCAGCAGCACUACGGGCAGAGCAGCUCCACCCCGCUGAACACGCGGGUCGAGCCCUACUACAGCGUGUACAACAGCAGCCCCUCGGCGGAGGGCAGCACCCCGCACAGCCUGCAGCCCGCGGCCUUCGCCUUCGCCAAGGGCUGCGGCGCCGCUCCCGCCAGGCACAUCCCGCUGCCCUCCGUGUAGCCUCGGCACCACCAGCCGGUCCAGAGGGGCCUCCGUGGGGGGGAAUUGCUGCAAACUCCUUGAUGCUGCUGCCGGCGGAUAGAAACACCGUUCCCGUUUGCGGUGGAAGCAAACGCGGGGCUGGCGCCUCCCUGACGCGCUCUGGAGUUGCCGCGGAGAGCCAGCAAGGGGGAUAUUUGAGAUCUGGAAUUGCUGCACGAGGGUGGUUUUGUUACUAAGUUUUACUGCUGGGCAAGUAAAAAAAAAAAACUUAGAUGCCAUGAUUGUGUGGUUCAUUAUGUCAUAAGGCCAGGUUGGACAGGGCUCAGUAACCUGGGACAGGGAAAGGUGUCCCUGCCUGUGGCAUGGGAUGGAACUGGAUCAUCCUUAAGGUCCCUUCCAACCCAAACCAUCCUGUGAUAAGGCCAGGUUUUAUAAAUACCUUGUAUUUUCAGGAAGGAAGAACUGGGGAGAUGCUUGGUAGCAUUUGAGUUUAAACUCUUCCCGUUGCAGCAGUUGGAAGAAUCAGUGUUUUUCAGUAAUAACAAAAGUCCUUUAUCUUCUUCAUAGGGUGAAACCCUGCUUCUGUUGAGCUAAAUGGCAAAAUUUCUAUGAACUCAGCUGAAGUUCAGGAUUUCAGUUUUGGCUUCUUCAAGUGGGACAAGGCUUUGUUCAGUCAGUGUUGUAUUUCCACUGGGGAGGGACAUUUGGGAAGUGUGGCACUGGGAUAAACCUCUGCAGUAUAUCUAUUCAUACCUGCUGGGCGUUCAUUUUAAUGAUGGUGGCAUUGUGUAUCCCAAAAUAAUUUGGAGAAGUGUUUUACAUCUGAUAGAAAUUACCAUGCACUACCUAAUUAUUUGCAUUACUUGAGGAUGAAGAUGAAUUUUGCAAUAUGAUGUGACUGAUAGACCAGGAGGAGCACAGUCACCUCUGGAAUUCCCUGACUGGUCAGCUGUCAGGCACAGAGUCAUGUUGCUGCUUGCUCUUUUGCCCAUGACUUUGUAUAAAUUGGGUUUUGGCUAUUCCUGACAGUCAGAACUGACAGCUGUUAACAUUUCCAAAACCAGAAUGACAAGUUUUUGAGGUUUUGUUAAGUCUAACAUCAGUUUGAGUUCAUCUGUCUGCUCAGAAAUUUUGUCUGUUGGUCUACACAGAGAGCAAAUAACAGAAGUUAAGUAGUUUUUAAUAAAUUCAAAGUCCUGACACUUCUUGCUCUUAGUGGCCAGAUCUCUUCCAAACAAUCACCUUUCAGCUUCUGUGGAUUUCAGCAGAGCCUCAGUGUCUCCAGAAUAAUUGUGCCACAGGCUUUUGAUGCCUCGCUAUAGCAAAGUGCCACAUCUUCAGGAAAAAUGACAGUGAUGGGAAUGUGAUUUGUUACUUCAGAAACAAAAAAUGUCCACAUCAUUGCUGUGAGUUGUUGGUUCAGGCUUUUUGUUAACUAAACUGUUCUCAAGAUUCUCCUGGAACGCUGUUCUUUGUUUAACACUGAAUAUUGAUUAAUUCUGAAUAAUUCAAACCAGCUUUCUUGCAAUAAAAUCAGUGUGAACAACUUUCUAAUACAAAUGUGAAGUGGAAAUUAUUUCCAUAAAUCUUUUCUCUCUGCCCAGUUUUCUUUUUUCUCUAAAUGAAUAAUGUGGUUCUUUUUAAACUAAGUAUAAAAGAUAAUGGAAAGAUCUUGUUCUGUGUUUGAAUUUCUCUUCAGUACAAAUUGUACUGGAGGGUAAAAUGUACAUGAGGCAGUUUUGGAGGUUUGCUGUAUGUGCAACUUCUGUGCCAUUAGAUCACAUGAACUUCAUCACAUGUUUGAAAAUUAAACCACUCACACCUCAUAAAACAUUUGCAUUGAGUUUUCAUGUGGGAGUAAAGCAAGAAGGGGCCAAGCAGGAGGUUUCAUUGCCUUUGUGUGACAAAAGAACUGAAAUCCCAUCAAAGCUGUUUGCAAUUUGCUCUCUGACUCCUGGUGCCAGCUGUGCCCUUAGCACCACCUGUGUAAUUAAUAUUGGUGUUAAUCUGCACAGUGUCACAGUGCC